Molecule: messenger RNA, 1299 nt
Organism: Mya arenaria
Lineage: Eukaryota; Metazoa; Mollusca; Bivalvia; Myida; Myidae
Product: arylalkylamine N-acetyltransferase 1-like
Exons: 2
Coding region: 30-812 (260 amino acids)
Molecular function (GO): N-acetyltransferase activity
Source: RefSeq, a predicted model, not a curated record
ACACGCAUGACUUAACGUCGUGAAAACUGAUGCGAAUCUCCCUGUUGCAACAAUUCACGGUUACCUAUCGUUUUGUUAAAUUAAGUUUUCCUUGCAGGAUUAAUCCGAAAAUGGGAAUUUGUGAUAAGAUCACGCUUGAGGUUGCACAGAAGACUCUUGACACUAUUCGAGAAAGACUUGACACCAAAGAGUUCAGGUUUGAAAUCAUCACACCAGAACAAUACGAGGAAGCGUAUGACGUCAUGGGUAACCAUUUUGUUCCAGACGAACCGAUCAGCAAAUCCAUUGGUGUCGUUUGGGAUGAAGACUUUGAAAAACUUACUUACAUGAAUUUAAUCGACAAUAUCUCGUUGGCGGCGAUUUCAAGAGAAAGUGACGAAAUGAUGGGCGUACGAAUUUCGGGUUUCUGGAGAAGAUCUGAUGGACUAACGGACUUAUCCUGGAUGAAAGAGGGAGGCGACACAAAGAACCUGUUCACGUUUAUAACUCACAGGGAAGCCGAACUGGAUUUCUUCAAUCGUUACAACGUCGAGGAGGCGUUUCAUUUCUAUUGUCUGGGGGUAAGAAGAAACUAUCGCCAUCAUCAUGUCGGUGAACAUUUGCUACAGGGAGCAACGGAAUUCGCGAAGGCGUUGGGAUUUCCAGCGGUUAAAGGAGAAGGAACUGGCCCCUAUUCCCAACGCAUCUACGAGCACAGUGGGUUUGAAAUUGCCAUGACUAUGCCAUAUGAUAGGUACUUUGUAAACGGGCGCGCGAUCGCUGAAGGCACUGGUGACAUUAAGAUGACCAAAGUCUAUGUCAAGAAAUUCUGAGUGCAUGUUUUAAAUUAACUCAUAUUCUAUAAUGUAGGCAUCAAUAGAAUCCAAGACAAGUGUAUUAGUUAUUUUACGGGUCUUAUAUAUCCAGGUACAUAUGCAAUUUUUGUAUACUUUAUUAAUAAAAACUAUGCUUUAAAGGGAACUAUUUUUCCUUUUGCUCGAAUGGAAAUGAACUUAAAAUCUUCAAAUGUGUUCCAUAGACAAUUAUUUGAAUCAUGAAACAAAACAAGAUCACCACAAAGCGCACGAAAACCUUGUUUUUUUAUAAAAAGGGACAUUACUCGACUUUUAAUGAAACAAUAGUUACUGACCAUGCUUUACAUAUGCGUGAUAGCUAUGACAACAUGUAUACCACGUUUCAUUUGGUUGUUAACAGUAUUUUUAUUUAUGGCCAUGGUUAACGGUUUUGAACUACGAGGACGCUGCCGACCCUUACAACGAGACUAUCGCAAUUCCUCGACUUCUGUAAUUAAAAGACAGA